This is a messenger RNA of Gossypium raimondii (Peruvian cotton), 561 nucleotides long. RefSeq lists its product as uncharacterized. The transcript is spliced from 2 exons. Lineage: Eukaryota; Viridiplantae; Streptophyta; Magnoliopsida; Malvales; Malvaceae. The record is from RefSeq and is a predicted model, not a curated record. The coding region runs from base 1 to 561 and encodes 186 amino acids.
AUGGCACCUUACGAGGCUCCGUAUGGUCGUAAGUGUUGUACUCCAUUGUGUUGGACUGAGUUGGGUGAGCGACGGGUUUUGGAUUCUGAGUUGGUUUUUGAGAUUGAGGAUAAACUUAAACUAAUUUUGGAUCAUCUUAAGGCGGCUUCUGAUAGACAGAAGUCCUAUGCAGAUCUAAAAAAAAGGGACAUCGAGUAUUCUAUGGGGGAUUAUGUGUUUCUUAAGGUGUUUCCACGGAAGAAGGUUCUACGAUUUAGACGUAGGGACAAGUUGAGCCCUAGGUUCAUUGAGCCGUAUCAGAUUCUGAAAUGUGUAGGACUAGUUGCUUAUCAUUUAGAGCAACCUCUAGAGUUAGAUUGUAUUCAUGAUGUGUUUCACAUUGAGGUUAGACUGGAUUUGACAUUUGAGGAGGAGCUGGUUCAGAUUCUGGAUGAAUAUGUUAAGGUCGUAAGGAGGAAAUCUUUUCCGUUAGUUAAGGUUCGGUGGCAGAAUCAUGGCACUGAGGAAGCGACGUGGGAACUUGAGGAUUCAAUUCGUCAGCAAUAUUUGCAUCUUUUUUAG